This is a messenger RNA of Camellia sinensis, 832 nucleotides long. Its product is annotated as oxoglutarate-dependent flavonoid 7-O-demethylase 1. The record is from RefSeq and is a predicted model, not a curated record. NCBI's taxonomy places the organism in Eukaryota, Viridiplantae, Streptophyta, Magnoliopsida, Ericales, Theaceae.
AUGGUCACCCUUCCAACUCACUUGAGAAAACCUCAUUUAUUUCCCAAACUCCCUCUUCCCUUAAGAGAUUGCAUAGAAGCAUAUUCAGCAGAACUUAAAAACCUUGCCAUGAAAUUACUUGAGUUUAUGGCGAAAGCACUAAAUAUGAAAGGUGAAGAAAUGAGGGAGUUAUUUGAGGAAGGGAUGCAAUCCAUGAGGAUGAACUAUUAUCCUCCAUGCCCACAACCGGAGCUUGUCAUCGGACUGACCCCUCAUUCGGAUGUGGUCGGACUCACUAUCCUCCUUCAGAUCAAUGAAAUGGAAGGGUUGCAAAUCAAGAAAGAUGGAAUGUGGAUUCCUCUUAAACCUCUUCCAAAUGCUUUUAUUGUUAACAUUGGAGACAUGCUAGAGAUGGUGACAAAUGGAAUAUACAAGAGCAUAGAGCACAGAGCAACAGUUGACUCUGAGAAAGAGAGACUCUCCAUCGCCACAUUUCUCGGUGCAAAUUUGGAACUAGAUGUGGGUUCGGCUCCCAGCCUCAUCACUCCUCAAACUCCUGCUAUAUUCCGGCGAGUCAAUGUUACCGAUUACUUAAAGCUUUCCUUGCUCGUGAACUCCAGGGAAAGUCAUGUAUUGAUGUCAUGAGGAUUCAAAAUGAAGAAGAUGACGUCCAAACCAAUUCACAACUAUCAACUACCUAAGCCACCUAUAUAUGGAUUGUGAAAACCUUCUAUUCAAAUAAAUUAAAGCUUUUCGCUUAGUGAUUUUUUAGUACUACUGUGUGGUGUGAAAUUAUCACUUAAAUUUCGUUAUAUGAAAUAACGAGGUCAACUCCUAUGACAGAAAUUUGAUA